This is a messenger RNA of Callorhinchus milii (elephant shark), 1274 nucleotides long. RefSeq names its product potassium channel subfamily K member 1. Gene Ontology annotation, molecular function: potassium ion leak channel activity. The transcript is spliced from 3 exons. The record is from RefSeq and is a predicted model, not a curated record. NCBI's taxonomy places the organism in Eukaryota, Metazoa, Chordata, Chondrichthyes, Chimaeriformes, Callorhinchidae. Gene Ontology annotation, cellular component: membrane. The coding region runs from base 1 to 1014 and encodes 337 amino acids. Gene Ontology annotation, biological process: potassium ion transmembrane transport; stabilization of membrane potential.
AUGUUGCAGUCGGCGACCACCAACUCCUGCGCGCGUCUGGUGCAGAGGAACAAGUCCACCUGGUACUUCUCCUUCCUGGCGCUCGCCUACCUGCUGUACCUCAGCUUCGGCGCCGUGGUCUUCUCCUCCGUGGAGCUGCCCUACGAGGACAACCUGCGCCAGGACCUGAGGAAGCUCAAGCGCCAGUUCCUGCAGGACAACCCGUGCCUGGCCGAGGGCAGCCUCGAGCACUUCCUCUUCAAGGUCCUGGAGUCCAACAACUACGGCGUUUCGGUGCUGAGCAACGCCACCGGCAAGUGGAACUGGGACUUCACCUCGUCUCUCUUCUUCGCCACCACUGUCCUCACCACCACAGGCUAUGGUCACACAGUCCCUCUCUCUGAUGGUGGCAAGGCUUUUUGCAUCAUCUAUUGCGUUAUUGGAAUCCCAUUCACUCUGCUGUUCCUCACCUCAAUUGUUCAACGCAUCAUGGUCCCAGUCAGCAGACGGCCAGUGCAGUAUAUCCACACUCGCUGGGGCUACACCAAACAGACUGUCGCUAUAGUCCACGCCGUGAUUUUGGGAAUCAUUGUGGUCUCCCUAUUUUUGUUUAUCCCAGCAGUUAUUUUUUCUAUCAUGGAAGAAGACUGGAACUUUCUGGAGUCGAUAUACUUUUGCUUCAUCUCACUGAGCACCAUAGGCCUGGGAGACUAUGUCCCCGGGGAAGUUUACCACCAGAAGUUUAGAGAGCUUUAUAAACUUGGAAUAACUGUCUACCUCAUGAUUGGCCUCACCGCUGUGCUGGUUGUCCUCGAGACCUUCUGCGAGCUUCGCGAACUCAAGCAGUUCAAGAGAAUCUUCUAUGUGAAGAAGGAAAAAGAGGAAGAUCAGCUGAACAUUGUGGACCAUGAACAAUUUUCAUUUUCUUCAGUGGUGGACAGUGUGCCCACUCCGAAGGAGGAGCAGAAACUGAACGAACCAUUUAUGACCGUUCCGUCCGUCUAUCAGGCUACAGAUGGCACAAUAAACAGAUGAUCACGUGCGCGUAUGAAUUCAACUGUAAGCAGAUCCUUGUCUGAUGGUUCAUACUGAUCAUCAUGGCAGAAAAUAUGCAUGACAUUAGGUUUUAGGUAGAAAGUGAAGCCAAUUUACAAAAAAAAGACAAAGCACAGCAGGUUAGAAUAAGGUGAAAUGUACUGUAGUUUGUGUAAAUAAAGGAAACUGUGGCUGACGUUAGCUGUAUAUUAAAACGUGUUUCUUAUUUAAAAUAAUAAUUUAUGUACUUGAAAUUAAAA